CAAGUUCUGCACUUCGGAUCCCUCCUCCCCAAAUUCAAGAUGCAGGCGGUUCUCGUGCUCGUCCUCGUGGCGGUUUCUUGCUCUACCACGUGGGCUCAAAACGUGGUCGGAGCCGAGGCGCUGGCCGUGCGUCCGUGCCACGCCGGCGAGGUGUACAAGGAGUGCGGCAUGGGCUGCGACCGUCGGUGCGGCUUCUCGACCAUCAACGUGCUGUGCGUCCACGAGUGCGUCGAGGGCUGCUUCUGCGACACGGACCUGGUGCGCAACGCCACAGGACACUGCGUCACCACGCAGGAGUGCGACCUCCAGCUGCAGCAGUCUCAGCAGGUCGUCAACAACAGGACGGUCACCGAGCUGCCCCCAGUUCCGGCUGUGGACCCCCGCUGCCGGGACCCGCGCAAGGAGUACAAGGACUGCGGCAGCCCGUGCGUGCCUACCUGCGAGCAGCCGGACACCAAGGACGUCGUCUGCGUCGACAUGUGCGUCAAGGGCUGCUUCUGCAUGGAUGGCUACUUGACCACCGCCGACAAGGCCUGCGUACGACCCUUCGAGUGCGCACCAGUCGUCUAGUCCGCCGUUCUCUUGCCCGCUGCCGCCAGAAUGCGUCGAACCCAGCCAACGCCAUCUAGGCAGAAAGUCGUGCUGCUAGAGCUUUCACGUAACCUACGCUAGGCCAAAGCGGGACAGUAGUCGGAGAAAUUUUUGGUAGUAAGGUAGCAGUCGUGAAUUUUCUUGGCUUUCU
Molecule: messenger RNA, 742 nt
Organism: Ixodes scapularis (black-legged tick)
Lineage: Eukaryota; Metazoa; Arthropoda; Arachnida; Ixodida; Ixodidae
Product: mucin-6-like
Exons: 3
Coding region: 40-570 (176 amino acids)
Source: RefSeq, a predicted model, not a curated record